Messenger RNA from Penicillium diatomitis, 1683 nucleotides. RefSeq lists its product as uncharacterized. The record is from RefSeq and is a predicted model, not a curated record. The coding region runs from base 1 to 1683 and encodes 560 amino acids. NCBI's taxonomy places the organism in Eukaryota, Fungi, Ascomycota, Eurotiomycetes, Eurotiales, Aspergillaceae. The transcript has a single exon.
AUGUCACAGUCACCUCCUCGUUCUAUCACCAGCACCGGCAGCGAGUCAAACAACAGUACAAGAUUACGAUCAUCUUCUGCCCAGGGCUAUCACUCGGCAUCCAAUUCCAAGUCAUUCUCAUCGGAGGUAAAUCCCUUCGACACCGCACUUCCCCCAAUUACUCAUGCACAUCCCCCUGUCACGACGCACCGCCGGACGGGAAGUACCCUCAAAACAGUCAUGCGCAAAAUCUUCAACCGAAAGCGACAGAGUCAGGGAGAAGGCAUGAUAGUAGGUCCCGCCGAGACCUACUUCUCUUUGCAAGGAAAUUCUCCGGAGCCGAUCGUGGGCAAGUCCUUUUUGGCAGCGCCGUCCCCCCCGCCGUCCAAGUGCAACAGCCCCUUAUCAGAGGCCAAUCUUCAAUUAGCCACGAAUUGCCUGUCGCCCAACAGUCUAGUUAGUAGCUCUCUCGCGCCGGCAGGCCUGGCCCUACCACCGCGACGUGCAUCUUUGCCGAGUGUGAUAUUCUCCGAGGACGAGUCACGUUACGGUGUGGCAUCAGCGGUCUCAGACCCCCAAGAAAAUCAGUCAGUCACUUCCGCACGGAAGAGUCAACAUUCGGCGCUGAGACACCGGCGCCGCUCACGCAGCAUUGGUGCCUUACGUUCCCCUACACGCGAACAACCAGGGUGUCCUUCCCCUUGGGUAUCCCGGACCAUAUCAUUCCCUCAGACAACGAAGGGUCCCAAAUCCCCUCUUCCUAAACAAGAGAUCCCCGUGACCGAACGGGCGCCUCGUCGUCCUUCGACAGGAACGACUUUCACGAGCCAGACCAAAGGCUCAGAGGCGCCAACGUCAUCGUUCCCGGAAAUCAAUCCAGAUCGGGUCAGCCUCCUCCCCAACAUGGCCAACCUGGUCCGAGCCAUGCAGCAAGACGACAGUCUCACUGUGGAACAGCGGCUGAACACAAUCGAGGUGAAAAUGAUUGACCUCGAGUUCGCAAUCGCACGAAUGCAGACUUCCUCAACGUCCUCUACGCCAACGGUCGAAAAACACCCAGAGCGAGAGCGCAAACGAAGCACUCCUCGGCGCAGAGAGAAAGCAUUGCCGCAAGUGCCGAAACAGUCCUCACGUUCCAUCUCCAAUAACCGUGAUAAAUCCAAAGUCCCAACGACUAGCACAACUGAGCCUAAAGGCCAACCCAAAAGCACCAGUCCCAACCGCACGGACACGGAAAAGCCGAACAAGCCCGAAAUUUCUCGCGCAGACUUGUCUACCAUUUCCGUCGACAACUUCAACGGUAUCUCUAUCGAGCAGUACAGUGCUCUGGUUACUCUGCUCCGUCGCGAGCAGACCGCCCGUCGAAACCUAGAGAGCCAGGUGUCUAGCCUCAAAAAGGACAUUCGUCAAAUGCAACGCGCCGCUCUGCACUCGAUGGAGAUGGGAGGUACCAUGUAUCCCAUCUCAAAUGCCGACUCUCAAGAGUUCCUUCGUUUUCGGCGGGCGCUAGACGGAUCAGAGUGUGGUUCCCCCAGGCGGGCGAAUGAUGAGAAAGGGAUGAACAGUGCCUAUGAGACCGAGUCUGAUUACGAUCCCUAUGGACCGCCGAAAUGGGAGCGGGAGAUGGAUCGGGAAAAGGGCAGGGUACAAGAGCUGAAGCUCGGUCCACCCGGAAAGCGACUUGCCACGACUGCAAUGGGUUGA